UGGCGUUUGGAAUAACCCCCGUGUGCGAACGAGUAUGUGUGUGCGCGCGCGUGUGUGUGCGUCUCCUGAUUUCACCCUCUCACACGCACACAGAGCCUACACACUCAUCACAACACAGUCAGACGCACACAUUGACUGGCUGUCUGACUGCAGUACAUGCUAAGAGAGGAGCUCCGGCAGCAGAAAACCCGCUCGGAAAGGAUUCCGGUUCCAUUUUUACGCGCAACUUUUUUUAUUUUUUUCCUUCCGUCGGCGACGUUUUCCGCCGCUUCCCCAUCGCCUCGUGUGGAUUUCUAACAACCGUUCUCCUUGGCUGUUUCUAACGGACAACCAGCGGAGGUGUCAAGCCCGCCCGGAAUCGGAUCUCCUGUCACCGGUGGGGAGGCGGGGGGAGGGGGGGUUGCUUGUUGUCAUUAUCGCGCGGAGACGCGCAGCUGGAGAGCAGACGGAAGCGGCUGUGACCAGUUUGUGGACUGGACCCCCGGACAGCUACACCAGGAUGGCCACGCGAGGAAACUCUCUGAAACCGAACUGAGCACGCACAGACAAACAGGUCUUUUGGUGAGAAAACUGGAAGACUUUUGAAGCUAAAGAAAGGAUCUACAAGCACUUUUCCUUAUAGAAAAAUCACUCAAGGAAUCUUCUGUCGUUUGAUGAACUGGACAGAGACCAACGCACAGCAACAUUAGUGUUUACAAAAUGGCAAAAGGAGAGAAACAUUUCUGAUGUUAUCCACUAAAGCUCCCCUUUUAUUUCCACUUCCUGAUUCCUGUUUCCAGCCUGGCUUUACAAUCAGUCUAUUUCAGCAAUGGACGGGUACUUCCUGUUUCUGUGAACUUGUUGGCAGCCCUCAAAGGUUCAGCUAUCAUGCCUGGUAGUCGUGGGACCUUGUAACCCUCCAGAACCCGCCCUCCCAACUCCCCCACCACCCCCCUCUCUCCUCCCUCUUCUAAACCCACAGAAGAGCUUCACGAAAAUGGAGGCCCGUGAAUCAGCUGCCGCGGGGCAGAGAUGCUCAAAUAAGGAACCAGCGAAGGAGAAGGCGCUUCUGCAAAGAAAGUGGGCGUCCGAGCCCUCUGCUACCACCAAACGAAGCACUUUUGCUGACCCGGAGGCAAAACACCGUGAGAGUUUGCCUUGUGGUGCCACGGGGGGAUCAGCACCCCAGCAGAAGUACGCAAUCCAGGGGAAUUCUAGGAAGCUGCUAACUGGACCUUCUGCAGUUGGGGCCAUGGGAGGCCCGCCAUCUCAAGACCCCCAAGGGCCCUUUCCUCAGGGGUUCCCAAGGGGAUACUCCUACCAGCUCGGCCAGCCGUACCCUCAGCACCCCCAAACUGAGCGAUUCCUCUCAGGAGCCAAACCCCAGCCAGGUCUAGAGCCUCAUGCCUGGCCAUUUGCUGGCCAGUUGCCCUCGGAUGACCUGUACCCUGUAGGACACCCAGGACACACUCAUCCUCACGGGGCUGGGGGAGGGAGGUUUCCCCGCCAGAAAUCUCCCAGUUUACCCAGCUCCUUCGGACAGUAUUCUCAGUCAGGCCCUGAGCCUGGAGAGGAGGGCUAUAGCAAAAAAGAGCAGAAGCCGAAAAAGCCCGGUAAGUACAUCUGUCACUACUGUGGACGAGCUUGUGCCAAGCCCAGCGUCUUGAAGAAGCACAUCCGCUCACAUACUGGUGAGAGGCCAUAUCCUUGUGUACCCUGUGGCUUUUCCUUCAAAACCAAGAGCAACCUUUACAAGCAUCGCAAGUCUCACGCUCAUGCCAUCAAGGCUGGACUCGUACCAUUUUCAGAGCUAGCUGUGGCCCGCAGCGGGGACAUGGACCAGGCAUCCCCAGUGGGCGAGGCCGAGGCCCACUCAGAUGGAGAGCAGAGUACCGACACAGAUGAGGAAGGUGUGGAGGGCUCCACCAUGCUGACGGACAAAGAUAGUCCCAUCCCGCAGAUCCCCUUUGACGCUGACAAGAAUACAGGUGGUGUGGAACCAGCAUAUGCAGACUCAGCUGAAGAGCUGCCGGUCGGGUCUAUAAAAGUGCCUAUCCUUAUUGUCCCAAAGCCUGGGGGAGUCCCCUCCACAGGGAUGGAGUGCCCACCCUUUCAGGACAUAAAGGGGUCACACCACAUGUUCUCAUCACAUGCUGCCGGGAGAGCGCGCUCACUGGAUGACUCCCCUACCAUCAAAGAACGUUUGGCCCUGAGGCUGAAUGAGAAAAAAGGUCAGGAGUCUGACUCUGCCAUGACCCAGUCCCUGAACCUCCUCAGUCCUCACAGCAAAGGCAGCACAGACUCUGGCUACUUUUCACGCUCUGAGAGUGCAGAUCAGCAGAUCAGCCCUCCAAAUACUAAUGUAAAGACGUACGAAGAGAUUAUGUUUGGUCGGACUUGGUACUACCGACCCAACUCCAGAUCCCGACAGUCUAUCACAGUGGGCAUGGCAGGGGCGGACCCCAGCCUAGCUAGCUUAAAGCAACCAGGUGCUAUUCUAGACAUGGGGAAGAUAGCUGAGGAUCCCAUCUGUUUCAGAGGUGAUGUAGGAAUCUCUGGAGAUCCCAAGCAAUAUCCAACAGGACCCUGUCAAAGCAGUACAGGCCUUCUGGAGCCUCCAUCGGACUCUGGGACCCUCAUUAGGAGUAACUCCAUGCCAACUUCUUCCCCUCCUAACCUUAGCGUCCCCCCAGCGAUUCGAGGCAGCCACUCUUUCGAUGAGAUGAUGACAACGGAUGAUGUGUUUUACCCACCAGGGCGCAGACUCAGGAGACAGGCUGCAUUCGAGCAUUCGGCCAAUGAAGCCCAUGUAGGAGAGGCUGAGGGCUAUGGACACAUGCCCAAGAAUUUAGCUUCAUCUUUGGGUAUGAAGAUUGCUGAGCGCAACCCAGGAGUCCAGGAGCACAUUGCCUACAGCCCACAUGAUACUAAAGUUAGCAUGUCAGAAAUAGCCACAAGAAAAAGGAGGAAAGAGAAGAGUGUUGGGGAUGAAGAGGACAGCCCUGGGCACGACAGUAGCUGUAGCGGUUCAGUGGAGAUGAUAGGGGACUAUGAGUUUAAAAAAGGUAGUUUUGAUGGGUCGAGAGGCACCCCAACGGGGAAAGGCUCUCUUUACAGCGCUCACAGCCAGUCUGACAGCUUUGAUACCUGUGCCAGUAUAUGCUCUGAGGACAAUGUACUGUUUCCUGACUCUGAGGGCAGGAAGACAGCUGGGAAUGUCAUAUCAGUCAUCCAGCACACCAACUCCCUCAGCCGGCCAAAUUCCUUUGAGAAGUCAGAGUCCUUUGAGCAGCCAGGAUAUCAGCCCUCAGAUAAAGCUCCAUCUAGCCAGUACUCCGAACAGUCCGACACAGAGAUCUUUGAAGAUGCUCUGAGUCCUGAAUCUGCCCUACUGAGGACAGAGAGCAUGGAGCAGCAGCUGCAAAGUGACAGUGACCUGGCGUCCCUCUCAUCUUCGUCAGCCGCAGCAUCGCCUGGCCAGCCUUAUCACAUCCCACACAAGCUGGUCCGACAACCCAACAUCCAGGUUCCUGAGAUCAGGGUGACGGAGGAGCCAGAUAAGCCUGAGAAAGAUGCAGAAGCUUCGAUGACCAAGGAGCCGGAGAAGCAGCUGCAGCAUGUGGAGGAGUUCCAGCUGCCACAGAGGAGUGACACACUCGCCCAGAUGCCAUCGGAAAAGCUCCCGCCCAAGAAGAAGAGGCUGCGCCUGGCAGAUAUGGAGCACUCAUCAGGGGAAUCAAGCUUUGAGUCAACCUGCACCAGCCUUUCUCGCAGCCCCAGUCAGGAGAGCAACCUGUCCCACUCCUCUUCCUUCUCCAUGUCCUUUGAUAGAGAGGAAGGCCUCAAGUCUGUCUCACCCACCAAACAGGAUGACUCGUUGGCAUCUGGUGGUGGACCUAAGCAGUCGGAGUUCCUGACGGUACCUGGCAGUGGUCAUUCCAGCCACCACCAGCAGAGGGAGAUGAGAAGGUCUUCAUCGGAGCAGGCGCCAUGCACGCUGCCCACAGAGUUGCCUGAAAUGCGCAGCAAAUCAUUUGACUAUGGGAGCUUGUCCUCCUCCAGACAGGGAGAGAUAUACUCCAGUGCCUCUGCGAUGAAAGAACGCCGGCGUGGAUAUCUUGUCCGACAGGCAUCCCUGAGUGUUUAUCCAGAGGCAGUCGUCCAGGAACCAGGGGGUGCUGAGAUGUCAAUCAAACAGGAGAGUCUGGAACAUGGGCCAUGGCCUGGCCCAACAGGAUCCCCCCACAGCAGCAGCGAUGUAGCCAGCAGAACCAAGAGAGCUGGCAGUAGCGCUGGUGGUGUAGGAUCUCACCAACACCAACAGCACCACCAGCAUCUCCUCCAGCACAGUAUCAGUGAGGACAGCCUGCAGGAAGAACCUCUCCACGUCAGGUCCAAUCAGCAUCGCCUGCAGGCCCAGGGCUCGUCAUCGGAGGGAGAAUAUCCAGGUCACGAGGUCAUGAACAAGGAAGUAAUCCAGCAGUACCCGAGUGGUCCCCCUUUCCUUUCCUACCAGCAACCAGGUCUGUUCUGGAGUCAGGAGGCCAGUCAGGCAUCCAGACAGCAGCUGACCCUCCAGGCCCAGCAGCAACUCCAAAAACUCCACAUCCGAUCACCAGGCUCCCUGUCUGGACACCCACUCCACAAACAACCACCGCUCCACUCCCUGCAUCAAAUCCACGAUCAGCAGCCACAUGAUGGGGGAUCAGAAAACCCUGGCUCUCAAGUGUACCCUGCGUCUUUCUCAUCUCGCACCUCUCCAAUGUCCCAGCAACAACAGCAAAACUUUGCUUCUCUCUCCUCCAAGCACUCCCUGCUCACUUCCACCACCGCCUCCAUGCUUCUGCAGCAGGUCCAACCUGUCUUUGCCACCCAGAACCUGGGCUCCCAGUCCUCUCUGUCUGGUAUGACGGUUCCUGUGCGGCUCCAAACCCAUGUGCCAUCCUAUGGUAGUGUUAUGUACACCAGUGUUAGCCAGCUGAUAGCCACACAUUCAGCCAGGCCGGGCAUUGCUGACAGCAGCAACAUGUCGUCUCCAGUGUGCGCUGUGAGUGCCAGCAAACCACCUGGAGGAAUUGGAGGAGGCAUUAACGGGACAGGCUUCAACCUAUCCCACUUCCUCGGACAGAUGGAUGGCACGACGCUGCGCUACUCAGCCUGGAAGGUUCCCGAUUCACUACCAGAGCAAUUCCUGAAUACAGGGAUCCCACUGUCACUAACGUCAGGCACCAUAUCCACAACAGAUGCCUCGGGAUCGGGCGUCGGAGGCAGCAAGCGCAUGCUUUCCCCCACCAGCUCUCUGGAGCUCUUCAUCGAGACUAAGCAGCAGAAAAGAGUGAAGGAAGAGCGGAUGUAUGGACAGAUUGUUAAGGAGAUGAGUGCAGUGGAGCUGAGUGGCACUGAAAGCUGUAGCAAACCUGAAAAGGGGCAGGGCAGAGGUCAGCGAGCUUGCCUGAAGAGCGAAGGCUCCAUGGAUGAUUCUGAAAGGAUGUCCUCUUCUCCUCCACUGAGUGACUUCCCAGUUGCCACCAAGAUAGCCAUUCCUGUCCGUUCCUCUGCCCCUCACCUCCCUGACGUUCCCCGGGCCGAGAGCUUCACUCCUCCUCUCCAGAUUGUCACCGACCGUUCCCCAGUUUCAGGUGGUCGGGACUCCCCAGAGGAGCUCGAUGUGGACGAUUCAGUCCCAGAGCCCAGCUCCAGCCCCCAGUCCAUGGUGUCCUCCAACGACGCAGACGACACUGACAACGCAAAUCAGCCCACACCCAAUACAAUUCCUGUCAGCAUGCGGGUUCAGCUAGCUGCCAAACAAAGCGCAGGAUUACCCGAAGCAGUGGGCCAGACUUUGCUACUCACGGAUGUGGCUGAGCAGUUUUUCCAGUUCCCAAGUCUGCGCACUAUGAGCCGAGUCAGCUGGUGUUUCCUGAACUACACCAAACCCAACAGCACCCAAACUGCCUCGCAUAGCUCCGUCUACAACUCGUGGGGUGUAAGCUCAUACAACCCCAAUCCUCUGAACCUUAGCACCAAGGCUGCGCUGGCCCUGCUGAGGUCCAAACAGAGGACAAACACCGAUUCCAUGUACUCAACUGCAGCCAUGUCGCCACCCAGCUCUGGAAAGCUGGUGUCAUCUGUGGCCUGGAAGCUGAGGUUUGAUCAGUUAAAACCAGAGCUGAUGCCAGUUGAUGUCGGUAAUUAUGGGAGGAAGAUGAAGGGAGUUGUGUCAUGGGACCGUUCGAAGGAGGAGCAGGUAGAGAAGGAGGUCUCGGUCAAACAGACCGCCACUGAACCGACCCGCAUCAAGAUCUUCGAAGGCGGGUACAAAUCCAAUGAGGACUAUGUUUACGUUCGCGGCCGCGGUCGGGGGAAAUAUAUCUGCGAAGAGUGCGGCAUCCGCUGUAAGAAACCCAGCAUGCUGAAGAAACACAUCCGAACGCACACCGACGUCCGGCCGUACGUCUGCAAGUUCUGCAACUUCGCUUUCAAGACGAAAGGAAACCUGACGAAGCACAUGAAGUCUAAGGCUCAUAUGAAAAAGUGUCUGGAGUUGGGAGUCUCCAUGUCUUCUGUUGAGGACAACGAGGCGGAGGAAGGAGACGUCGGAGAGGAAGGCCAGAGGUCUGACAAGAUGUCCCGCGGCGCCAUGGCGGAGCACCAGUUCUCGGACGCCGACGACUCGGACGGCGGCGAGGACGACGGCGACGAGGUGGACGACGAGGACGACGACGAGGACGACUACGACGGCGACUCCACGCCGAAGACCCGCUCGCGCUCCACCAGCCCGCAGCCGUACAGCCUGCCCGCCGUGUCCAUCACCGUGGCCGUGGCGUCCUCCCAUCCCGCGCCGCACCUCGCUCACCCCUCGCCAUCGGACCUCCUGGACAACGCCCACAAGCCCCCGCUGUUUGGCUACUUCACCACCGUGCCGAGCAUCCAGAUCACGCCGCAGGAGGAGUACCAGCGAGGCCUGGGCAGCCGGCUGCUGGCUCCGCCCCCCUCCUCCUCCUCCUCCAUGGAUGAAGACCUCCCAGACCUCUCCUCACCCUCCUCCCGCCUCUCCUCACCCGGGCCGGAUCACUCCGGCUGCCCGUCCCCGAUCUCCCCUUCCUCGUCUCCCUCAGCGCGUCGAUACCUCUCCCCGCGCCGGGACCUCUCGCCCCGCGCCGGACACCUCUCCCCCCGGCGGGACAUCUCUCCUCUGCGUCACAUCUCCCCCAGGAGGGACCUGGGGGCAGGGGGCGCUUACAGGCGAGACCUCUCCCCCCGCAGGGGACACCUCUCGCUGCUCUCGCCCCUCUCUCGGCCCACGUCUCCGGCGGGAAGAGACUACAAGCGUGACAUGUCGCCGCGCGGCCGCCACAGGGCCAUGAUCCGGCCUGUUUCUCCUCGCCGAGGGCUCCACCAACACCUCCACCACCAAAGCCAGCAGAGUGGAUCGCGGGGUCUCAGGCCGGCUCACCAGGCCGGGGUGCUGGGUCCGGCAGAGCUGGGACGUCGCAGAACCAGCGCAGAGAUGGAGAUGGAACACGGUCUGGGCUCGCCAUCGCCAGGGCAACGGGAGUCCAGUCCACCUCACCAGGUUCUGUUCAGUCACCUUCCUCUCCACUCUCAACUCCAGGUGCGUUCGCCGUUCCCGAUGAUCCCCAUCGGAGGGAUCCAGAUGGUACACUCCGUCCCCGCGUCCGUCACCUCCGCUCUGGGCCAGCAGGGGCCACCGCAGGUCGCCUCCCGCCUGCUGCUGCCGCAGAGCGCCUCGGAGGGCUCCGCCGCCAGCGAGAGGGGGGCCCAGAGAGGGGGAGGCGAGCAGCCGAGGGGGUCGCCUUCGCAGGAGAGGGAGGGAGGAGGAGCGAGGAAGGAGCAGGAGGAGAGCAUCCAGACCUGCACCAACGCCAUCGCCUCGCUGUGCAUCGACUCCAGGGAGCUCGCCGAGAGAGGCGCCGGAGGGGCUAAAGACGGAGGCAGACCCUCCUCCUCGUCUCCUUCUGCGCCGUCCCACGACUCCCAACAACAGCGGCGCUCGCCAUCCGUCUCCAUGUCGCCGCCGUCUCCUCCGCAGGGUCCCGGGAUUCAGCACUUUAGCGGCGGCCUGGAGCUCAGGCCUCCCCAGCCAUCGUCAAUCCCUGCCGCCUCCCCUCACUCCUCCUCCUCCUCCCACUCCUCCUCCUCCUCCUCUCCUCACCCCCCCAGCCCCGGCGCCGAAACCCUCCAGCCUCCCGCGGCGUCCACGUCUCUCAAGCCGGAGAGAGACAGGGAGGCCGGAAGCACAAAAAGAAGCAAAGAGGUGUCGUAGGGCUGCAGAGGAAGGACAGGAGGAGGAGGAGAGACAAUGGAUUUUUUUUUUUUUGGGAUAAUAGGAAGGGAUGAAGUGCAACAGAGAGAGGAAAAAAAACUACUUUUGCACACUUUACACACAUAUUCAUACACACAGUACAUACACUCUCUCUCUCACACACACACACACACACACACACACAAUGCAUACAAUGAAAAAAAGACAAAUGGACUUCUGCAGUUUAAAUGUUUGUGUGCAGCAUGCCUGUUCUAACCGGGGCCUGCUCUCACAAGACCUUCUUAUUUAAAGACUUUAAAGAGGACCUGCAUACGGUUACACAUGUACGGUAACUCCCACCAACACGAGCCCGACCAAAAUCUGCUAAAAAAAAAAAACGGAAAGAAAGGACUCGUACGGUACGUUAAAAAAGAAAAAAAUCACAAAAAAAGAAUCAGACAGCUACGUGUGUGCCUUUUCUUUCAUCUUUUCUUUUGUUACUUUUGUUGCUUAUAUUCUUAUAAGCACUCAAAGCAGGAAGGUAAAUGUAAAUACAAUACUAUCACGUUUUUGCGUAUCAGCUUUGUAAUAAAUGCAACCCCCCCCCCCAUCCCCCUUUUCCUUCUCCUUCCUUUCUCCGUCCCCUCUUUUUCCUGUGUUUCUUUCUCUUUCUCUCUCUUUUUUUUUUGUUUUUGGACACCUUAAAGUCUCGACAAGCGAUGUGAAGUUAUGGAUAUUACUAUUACGUACGGUUGCACUAAAACAUAUUUUUAUAUGAGUGAAAUUUUAAAAAAAUUGCUUCUUUUUUUUGUGUACAGCAGCAAUUCUAUAAUACUAUUUAUUAUUGUUACCAUGUUUCAUAAAAUGUACAUUUUUUUUUUCCUAAAUGUCGUGGAUGCCUUUUUCUAUGUGAAGCAUGGGUUUUUUUGCUAUCGCUUACAUUAGGGCGAGGAUAUGUAUACACUGUAAUAUGGCUUUAUAUGUUAGACCUAUUUAUAUACGUCUAAGUGGAGGUAUAUAAAGAUAGAAGUAAGAUUUACCAGAAUAUUUACCCAGCAUAUGAAUACAUACAGUAUAUAGAAUCUAUCAACCUGCCUAUCCAUCUAUCUAUCUAUCUAUCUAUCUAUCUAUAUCUAUCUCUCUAUCUGCACUUAACAUGUAAAAUGACAUUCACAUUGAGGUUAUUGUCGUUUGCUUGUACAUUUUCUCUGCUGCUCUUCACCUGUCCCUGCUUGUGAUUUCUCUCGUUUUUUAGUUUUUUUUUACUUGCUUAUGUGGUAUUAUUUUAGAUUUUUACGCUGCACAGACUUGCUCUCAGCAUUAAGUGAAUGAACAUGCCUUCUUGCACCGUGGCAUUCUGCUCAAAUUGUUGGUUUUUACCCGACCGCACCGGCCCUUUCUCCACACACACACACACACACACACACACACACACACACACACACACACACACCCCACUCCUCCCCAACACCAAUAUAUCAAUGUUUAAAUUAAAGGAAGCUCCGCAUUCUGAUAAAAAAAAACUACUUUUGAGCUUGAAUGAAUACAGUUUUAUUCGUCGUUUAUAUAUCUGAACGGGGAAAACAUUCCAGUCCAUGUAAAUAUUCAGUCACACCCCCCCUAAACACACACAUACACGUACAUAUAUAUUUUUUUCGUUUUGUUGCAUUGACGCACAUUGUGGCCAUGGCAAUCAACCCACCGAAACUCUUAUUUAAUGGAUUUAUUCCUGGGGACACGUAUACAAACACAUACACCAAACUCUCGGACAAAUGCACCUUAUAUUUCGUAGGAUCUCUGCUAUGAAACGUCCCAGCACUCUGAUCCGUCUUUUUUUGUUUUUUAGCAGCAAACUUUGAUUGAAAUUGAAAGUGUUUAGGAGGAAAGCUGCUCUGCACUCUGAAACCCCCAAAACUGUCUGACAAAAAUAGUCCUAAUGAUACAUUUAACAGAUGCGACAUUGAGGCUUUCUGCACUGCUUUUUGAUCUCCUCUCCUCCACAUCCCUUUUUUUCGUAGCUAAGCAAUAUUUAGCCAAAACUCUGCUCAGCAGCAGGGAGUGUGUUUGUUGCAAGGCAACAAUAAGCGUUCUUAAAAAAAAAUAAAAACCUAAAAUCAGGAGACGGAGGGAGCACUUGGAGGUUGUGUGUGUGUGUGUGUGUGUGUGUGUGUGUGUGUGUGUGUGUGUGUGUGUGUGUGUGUGAUUUCAGUGGCGCAACUCUUUUCUCUUUUGACAGUUUUGGGUGGAGUCGGGCAGGCUGCAAUGUGAGUGUGUAUCUCUGUACUCUGUAUCGGUGUGUAUUCCACCAGUAUAUCCUCUUCUUACGACUUUUUUCUAUUUCGAUCCUCCUUCUGUUAUGUACACUUAUGAUGACAAAGAUGUCUUUAAAAAAAAAAAAAAAUCUCUUUCUCUCUUUCAAAGAUAUCAAAGCACAAGUCAUUGUAUAGAAAUGACAACAAUACAAAAAAAAAAAGGUAAACGUGCAUUUUAAAAGGGUAACUUUUGUGAUGGUGUUCUGUGGAAUUAAUACAUAUAUCAUGUAUGACCCCAGUUGCAAAGAGGAAUCGCAGUAGAAGUGGAAAAAUGGAUUGUUGUUUUCAAAUAAAUAUGAAUAGAAUCAUG
Molecule: messenger RNA, 10867 nt
Organism: Perca fluviatilis (European perch)
Lineage: Eukaryota; Metazoa; Chordata; Actinopteri; Perciformes; Percidae
Gene: hivep2a
Product: HIVEP zinc finger 2a
Exons: 17
Coding region: 977-8266 (2429 amino acids)
Biological process (GO): regulation of transcription by RNA polymerase II
Cellular component (GO): nucleus
Molecular function (GO): RNA polymerase II cis-regulatory region sequence-specific DNA binding; DNA-binding transcription factor activity, RNA polymerase II-specific
Source: RefSeq, a predicted model, not a curated record